Ostrea edulis (European flat oyster) is the source of this 1320-nucleotide messenger RNA. Its product is annotated as baculoviral IAP repeat-containing protein 5-like. The record is from RefSeq and is a predicted model, not a curated record. The coding region runs from base 64 to 489 and encodes 141 amino acids. Lineage: Eukaryota; Metazoa; Mollusca; Bivalvia; Ostreida; Ostreidae. The transcript is spliced from 4 exons.
CCUAUUCCAUUUAUUGCCGGAAGUGCAGUUACUGUUGAGAGGGAAAUUCGAAUAAAAACAGAAAUGGCUGACUACUUCGGCAGCUACAUGCUGUAUUUACCGCAUGAAAGACUCAAGACUUUCAAAAAUUGGCCUCUUGGUAAAAGUUGCAAUUGUACCCCAGAUAAGUUGGCUGAAGCAGGAUUUUAUCACUGUCCUACCAAGGAUGAGCCGGAUGCUGUGCGUUGUUUCUUCUGCAUGAAAGAAUUAGAUGGAUGGGAACCAAAUGAUGAUCCAUGGGCUGAGCAUGAGAGUCAUUCACCGAAAUGUCCGUUCCUGUUGGUAGGCAAGAAGCCUAUGGAAUCCUGGACAGUAACACAAUUUUCUGAUCUUCACCAAAAAAGCAUGGAAAACAAAAUUAACAAAUAUAUGGACAUACACAUAGCUACCUACAGGGAGAAGAUGAAAACUCUAAGGCUUGAGAUCCAGAGACAAUGCAAGAAGAAAUAGCCAUCUUGAAAUGAUAUUCAUACCCACAAUAUACUUUGACUUUAAAUGACUUUGAACCCAUUGUCAUUUUACUUUGAAGUUUGACUGAUAAUAGCUAAACUAAGUAUGAGAGAAUGUAUUUUGUAAAAUGUUUUUGUAUUUAUGAUAAACAUGGUGUUGUUUAUUACAGUUAAUUUUGCUGUAUAAGUCAUGAAGAAACAGAGAGAGAGAUCGAGAGAGAUCAGUAUAUAAGUUUGUUGAUUUGAUUGUAUUAGAAUGUGUAAAAAUGUGUUGUAAAGGCCUAUUUUGGACCCUUAAAAUUUAUUUCAAUUUUUAAAAAAAUUUCUCAUGUUAUUUUAUUUUCAGUAUAGAAUGGCUGGUAGUCAAAACAAUUUGACUUGUUAAUGUUCGAUUCUCCCACCCCACCCCCAAUUUUCAAAACUUUGAAUUUUUUUAAAUAAAAUUUUUGCAUUUUCUUACCAACUUAACAUUUUGCAAAUAUAAAGCAUCUUCAUGAACAAGAUUUAUAUUGUUAUAUGUAUAAUUUAAAGAUACUAGUCAAUAGAAGUAUCAGUCUUGUUCAUAAAGUAGCUCUAUAUUUUGAUAGAUAUGUAAAUUGACAAAUAAAUGACACAAAGGGGGUGGGGGGCAUGUUCACGUUAGAAAUAAUUAAAAUUUCAAAAAAAGAUAUUUAUUUGAAUCUCAGUGAAUUUCAUGUUUUUGAGUUGCCAAAUUAAGUCUAUCAUGUGUAUAUCAUUGAUAACUGACUGCUGUAUGUGGCAUCUACAGGUGCAAUGAUAGAUACUGCACCUCACCUAGUAUUUUAAAAUAAAGAAAUUAUUAUAUUUUAAA